Plasmopara halstedii is the source of this 744-nucleotide messenger RNA. RefSeq names its product RxLR-like protein. The transcript is spliced from 2 exons. Lineage: Eukaryota; Oomycota; Peronosporomycetes; Peronosporales; Peronosporaceae. Bases 1 to 744 code for a protein of 247 amino acids. The record is from RefSeq and is a predicted model, not a curated record.
AUGCAUGCAGUUGUUUGCUGUGUCAUCGCUUUGGUGCUCCUUGAUGCUGUCGUAGCUAUCAACAUUAACGUCGUCUCGAAAGCCAUCUCCGCCAUACCUGCAAAGAAUCGCGACAAUGAGUUUUAUCGCGUCAAGAUUGCGGCCACCCGCCGCUUGAGAGGGCACAUACUUGCGACAUCCAAAUCACAAAAAGAAACACUUCAAGAUGAAGAAAGGGUCAACCCAAAUUUUGGUUUGGACGCAUUGACCUUAGUAUCAGAAGCGGAGACGUUACUGGAUGGUCAUUUCGGAUUUCCCGCCCUUAGCAACGAGAUUUCAGCCAAGUUUCAGGUGGCUGGGAUUUCGGAUAAAGUCUUAGGGUCCAUCAAACAAUGGAGCGAAAACAUAGACCCCAUCCUAAGGGAGUCGGAUGAAGAAAUGGAUACGAUGGUCAAGCGAAUCAUGCAUGGGACGAUGAACUUGGCGCAGGUUGAAGAAGUGAUGAAUAGAGUUUCGUAUGAGUAUUUUGUUCUUCUGAGCGUGAUCAAGGCUCAGAAAAUCAUCGACAUACCUAAAAUACCAACCUUGCAACAAGAGGAAAUAAACCACAUCAAGAAUGGUAUUUUCUCGUUUUGGAAAGAUCGCAAAAUGAAGCCUGAAUUUAUAUCGCAACUACUUAAGCAUACGGACCCCCCUGAGGAGAACCUGGCAGAGUCGUAUGCGAGCUACUUGUCGACGAAUAAAGAAGCUCGAUCUAGGCGUUGA